CUUUCUUUGACCGUCGGUGGUGUGAUUAUAUUAUGUUUUUUUAUUCGCCUAUUUAUCCGUUUUGGGAAAAUGAGGGUAUUUAUCCUCUCCUCCCUGAGGAUGAUUUUGAUUUCGAGGAUCCCGGUCCGGUCCUCGUAAUGGAUUUCGUCGAUGACGCUGAUUUUGAGCGUCGUUUUUGUGCGUUUUUUGGAGAAGAUGUGCCUGCUUCCGAAGAGGUAAAUGAGUCGGCGGCUACCCCGGAUUUUGGGGAUGAUUUUGAUAUCAAUCCCGAACUUCUAGAGUUCUAUUUUGGUGCUGAAGUUCCUGAAAAAGGAGUUGAGGCUGAGGUGAAAGAUGAAGCUAUGGCGGAGAGUGAGGUCGUCGCAGUGGACGAGGUCCUUGAAGAGAUCGCGGAUGAUUCCAUCGACCCCCGUGCCUUCGAGCUUGAUUUGUUUAUUCUAUCUGAUGACAAGUGGGAGUACAUUGCUGUCCUUGACCCCUUUUGCGGUGAUCCUGACUUUCUUUUACCGCGGGAGUUUCCCGAAGGGGGGAACAAUGACACUUUUUAUUUCUUAUUUGUUCUCCCCUUAUAGAAUAAUUUAGUGUAAUUUUAUUAAUGUUUUUUUUUUAAUAACUGUAGUUUUUGAUGUAGUUAAGUGACUAUUUGACUUUUUCUUGUUUCGGACUUUAUUUUGAGUCACCGGAUUAUUUUCUUACUGCACGCAGAGAAAAGAUUAGCCAACAAAGCUAAAAUUUAGUUGUAGCAACUAAGAUGUGUCUUUAAAAUAGGGACAGCUAAUAUCGUUGCUGCCGGAGCUAAAUUUAUUAGUUAUUAAAAUUAGCAGUUACAGCAAGAAAUAUUCGCUGUCAGAAUCAAAUAAGGUUUAGCAAAUGCGUAUAUAGUUUCACGCUCCUAAGUCCCGGUCUACAACAGGUGUAGUAAGCCUUAAGCCGUAAGAAACUGACCAAUCGUAAUUGAAUAUGAGGAGAAUAAUCGAUCAUAGUCAAUUUUUACGAUUUAAAGCUUGCAACAUUAAUUGUAGUCCUGGACUAAGAUAUUGAGGAAUAGCUGCCACUUUUUUAGUGGCGACUUUUACUACACGUGUUAAAACACACAUUUUAUUUUAGCUAAUAAAACUGUAUUUCGCAGCAAAUAUAUUUUAUCUUUAAUAAUCAAUUUUUAGCACUGAUAGAAAAUAUCGAACUAGCUACUGA
Molecule: messenger RNA, 1194 nt
Organism: Solenopsis invicta (red fire ant)
Lineage: Eukaryota; Metazoa; Arthropoda; Insecta; Hymenoptera; Formicidae
Exons: 2
Coding region: 33-572 (179 amino acids)
Source: RefSeq, a predicted model, not a curated record